Scatophagus argus is the source of this 2976-nucleotide messenger RNA. It is a transcript of the gene zcchc7, whose product is annotated as zinc finger, CCHC domain containing 7. Bases 251 to 2236 code for a protein of 661 amino acids. Gene Ontology annotation, molecular function: zinc ion binding; nucleic acid binding. The record is from RefSeq and is a predicted model, not a curated record. The transcript is spliced from 11 exons. Lineage: Eukaryota; Metazoa; Chordata; Actinopteri; Scatophagidae.
UUGAUAACGACUUCAGCAGCACGCAGUGAAACGUUACGGUCAGCCAACCCAUUUUUUGUCCGACAAACCCGGAAGUUGUUUGUCUCUCCCCGUCUGACUGAAAGUAGGAGAGCGACUCCAAUUCCUGUAACCUCCCGGUUUGUUGGAUAAAGUCGGCUUUAGCCAUCAAUCUCACCAUCUCCCCAGGUGUGAGCGUUUGUGUGUCUGAGAGUGUGUACGCAUGUGGGCUUACUGAGUGCGUUUUGGAGUGAUGUACUGUGCGUAUCAGGACCGGGAGGAGUUAGAGGAUGAUCUCUAUCAAGAGGAUGACGGGGACUCUGAGGGGUCAGAGGCCAACAGCGAGCUGGAGUUCCAUCUCUACAGCCAGCUCCACUACUCUUCUAAUGCUGGGGACAUUGAAGAGGAGGCGGACAGGGGAGAGGAGGCUGAAGGCCCUGACGGCCAGCAACUCCAAGUGACUGAGAAAACUGCUCAUGUUGACAGAGAACAGGAAAACGUUGAAGAAAGCCGACCUCUGUCACCCAAUAUAAGCAAGUUACAGAAAUGCCUGAAGAAGAAAAAGAAGGAAGAGAAACAGAAUAAACUGAAGAAGGGGGAGAAUAAACCUCAAGGUCAGAAGUCGUCUUCAUUUCUUUUUGAGGAGGUCAUAGUGAUUGACUCCAGCCCUGAUGUCAUUUCCAUCUCUGAGGGAGACACUGCCGAUGAUGAUGAAGGGGUCUGUGCCCUAAAGGGUCAACACUCACAGCGCCUGCAGACUUCCACCCCGGCCCAGCAGGGAACCCAGAAAAGAAAGUUGGAUCUCGGUGCACCAGUGAUUGUGGACUCCAGCAGCUCAGAAUCUGAUUUAGAAAGGUCAGAAUCGUCUGAUUUGUCUGAUUUGUCUGAUUCAUCUGAUUCGCCUGAUUCGUCUGAUUCUUCGGAUUCGGAUGGCCUCGAGAACUGGAUGAUCCUGGGUCGAGGGAAGCAAGAUGGAGACCAGUCCAUCUCACUCAACUUGGAGGGAGGACCUGACAGCAUCGCAGAUGUUGAAGAAGAAGACGAAGAUGAAGAGGGCUCCUGGAUGGUUUCUGACAAGGACAGGGAGGCUCAGAUCUAUAACAAAGGCAGAGGUGCUCGGAUAACUGCGUCAAACAGAUACUAUACCAGCAAGAACGUUCAGUGUAGAAACUGCAACAAGAACGGACAUCUCUCCAAGAACUGCCCUGAGCCCAAAAAGGUGUCGUCCUGCUUCCUUUGUGGCACCCCAGGUCACUUGGUCAGUCAAUGUCCCAAUAAGCACUGCAACAACUGCGGCCUGCCUGGUCACCACUACGGGUCCUGCAGCGAGAGAGCGUACUGGCACAAACAGUGCCAUCGCUGCAGCAUGAAGGGACACUUCUUUGACGCUUGUCCAGAGAUUUGGAGACAGUAUCACAUCACAACCAAGGCAGGUACUCCUGUAAAGCAGCAGGGAGAAGACCAGGGUCGAACCCCUGCCUACUGCUACAACUGCUCCAGGAAAGGACACUUUGGCCAUACGUGUACACAGCCGAGGAUGUUCAAUGGGACGUAUCCCGCCACCCCGUUCAUCAACCACUACGACACGGUGGACGACAUCAACCGCAGACAACACAGGACAAAGCUGAAGGUUAAAGAGCUGAAGAAAAAUGGCUUUUUCCACGGUGGUUCUCAGACUCCUCUCACUCCUGGGCCACCAAAGAAGAAACAGAAAAUCAACCAUCACAAAAACAUCCACCAGCCUAACCAGACACCUCGCCAAAGCCCUAAAAACCACAAACCCAGCCCGAGCCAUAUCUUUUUUAAAGACAGCUAUGACUUCAGGGCCCCAGCACCCAAAACAAAGUGCGGUAAGCAAAAACCAGCAGACAGCUCCAGCACCGCCAAACCUUGGAAACCCAAGAGACCAGUGCCCACGUUGACAAACCCACCGACUAAACUCAUUCUGGACGAAGCAGAUGACUUUCCCAGAGGUAGAGGCAGAGGAGAGAACAUAGAGAUGAAAAAGAAGGGGAAAAUGAAGCAGCUUCCCCCGGCGCCAUCAAUGGGACACAGAGACCGCAGACCGGACCGUCUCUGUUGGACUGGAGAGACGCAGGGGUCAGUGUCAAACCCAAAGAAAGGAAAGAGGAAGAGGAGGAGUCGAGCCGGGAAGAUGGCCGACAAAAAACUUGAUGCUCAAAUGUACCCAACAGAUGAGAACCUGUUCAUCAUCAAACAGAGGAAACGCAACAGAUAGCAUCAGUUUGUGUGUGAGGUGUGACUGUCAGGCCUGUGACCUUUAUGACCUGUACAGUGUGUGUUCAUCACAUUUAGGGAUGUGUCUCGCUGCAAAAUUGUCAUAAUGUAAUUGGUAUCAUAUUCUUUAUUGUUCAAAUUUGAGAAACGGGCACAUUGAUGGACGGCGAGAUAAUCUCCUUGUGCCUUUGCUCUGAGCACAUAGCUUGAGUAUUGUUGCUGCUGUUUCCAGUUGGAACCAAACGAUGGUGAAUUUUUAAAAAUACUCUUGGAAAAUGGUCCAUUGUUUAUUUAGAGCUGAGGGCAUGCCUUUUUAUUGUUGAAAUACACAAACAUAAAUACUAUUACACGUGUCUGAUGCAAAUCUGGAAAUAGUAGACUCAUCAGUUCCUUUGUGAUCAGGAUAGUUUGCAUCACUGACAUUCAGCUCUGACAUUAUUAACUUUUAACCAUCCACUAUUUCAGUUCACUUGUACAUGGUCUUGUGUGUCAUGGUUAUAACAUGAUGGAACCUUAAUAACAUAACCUCAAAGAAUAUAAGUUCCUUCAUUACACGAAUACUGGUUACCUUAAGUCUCUGGGAUGAAUAAAUCUGUCUGAUUUGUUAGUACUGUGGUUUGGGAAAUGAAAUCAUUGAUUGUCUGCUUCAUCCAAGACCAAACCAAACCACUGGUUUAUUCUGUAACCUUAAACCAUUCAUGUAAUUUAUGAAGGCAUUUCAUUAAAAUAAUUUGUAUGUCA